Arxiozyma heterogenica is the source of this 378-nucleotide messenger RNA. RefSeq names its product DNA-directed RNA polymerase I core subunit RPA12 (gene RPA12). Gene Ontology annotation, biological process: termination of RNA polymerase I transcription; DNA-templated transcription. Gene Ontology annotation, molecular function: nucleic acid binding; zinc ion binding. NCBI's taxonomy places the organism in Eukaryota, Fungi, Ascomycota, Saccharomycetes, Saccharomycetales, Saccharomycetaceae. The transcript has a single exon. The record is from RefSeq and is a predicted model, not a curated record. Gene Ontology annotation, cellular component: RNA polymerase I complex. Bases 1 to 378 code for a protein of 125 amino acids.
AUGUCAGUUGUUGGUUCUCUUAUAUUUUGUUUAGAUUGUGGUAACCUAUUAGACAACCCAAACACAGUCCAAGGAGACCUAGUGGAGUGUAGUCAAUGUCAAGCCACAUAUCCAAAGAAGAACUUCACCAAUCUGGAAGUCGUGACAACAACCGCAGACGACGCUUUCCCAAGUGCAUUGAGAUCCAAGAAAUCAGUAGUCAAGACCUCACUAAGGAAAGAUGAGUUGAAAGAAGGAGCCAUCAUUAAAGAAAAGUGUCCUAAGUGUGGUAACGAUGAAAUGCAUUACCAUACUCUACAACUAAGAUCUGCUGAUGAAGGUGCUACUGUUUUUUAUACUUGUACCAAAUGUUCCUACAAAUUCAGAACCAAUAACUAA